Micropterus salmoides (largemouth bass) is the source of this 837-nucleotide messenger RNA. Its product is annotated as endochitinase A1-like. NCBI's taxonomy places the organism in Eukaryota, Metazoa, Chordata, Actinopteri, Centrarchiformes, Centrarchidae. Bases 48 to 671 code for a protein of 207 amino acids. The record is from RefSeq and is a predicted model, not a curated record. The transcript is spliced from 8 exons.
CAGCGAGAUGCCGGCCACGCAGCGCCGGCCCCGGCAGCAGCAGCGAGAUGGCCAGCACAACUGAAACACUACUGCAGCAAGAUGUCACAGCAGCCGGACUGAUCAGCGCCGGCCCCAGCGAGAUGCCGGCCACCAGCGCCGGCCCCGGCAGCAGCAGCGAGAUGGCCAGCACAACUGAAACACUACUGCAGCAAGAUGUCACAGCAGCCGGACUGAUCAGCGCCGGCCCCAGCGAGAUGCCGGCCACCAGCGCCGGCCCCGGCAGCAGCAGCGAGAUGGCCAGCACAACUGAAACACUACUGCAGCAAGAUGUCACAGCAGCCGGACUGAUCAGCGCCGGCCCCAGCGAGAUGCCGGCCACCAGCGCCGGCCCCGGCAGCAGCAGCGAGAUGGCCAGCACAACUGAAACACUACUGCAGCAAGAUGUCACAGCAGCCGGACUGAUCAGCGCCGGCCCCAGCGAGAUGCCGGCCACCAGCGCCGGCCCCGGCAGCAGCAGCGAGAUGGCCAGCACAACUGAAACACUACUGCAGCAAGAUGUCACAGCAGCCGGACUGAUCAGCGCCGGCCCCAGCGAGAUGCCGGCCACCAGCGCCGGCCCCGGCAGCAGCAGCGAGAUGGCCAGCACAACUGAACACUACUGCAGCAAGAUGUCACAGCAGCCGGACUGAUCAGCGCCGGCCCCAGCGAGAUGCCGGCCACCAGCGCCGGCCCCGGCAGCAGCAGCGAGAUGGCCAGCACAACUGAAACACUACUGCAGCAAGAUGUCACAGCAGCCGGACUGAUCAGCGCCGGCCCCAGCGAGAUGCCGGCCACCAGCGCGGCCCCCAGCAGCAG